GGCUUCGAGGCGCACCCCCCCGCAGCCGUUUUGGCUCGGGGGCAGGCGGCGAUGGCAGGCCCCUAGGCAGGAGGGGGGCGCCGCCUUCCCCCCCCGGGACCCCGCGCCAUGUCCUGCUGCGACAUCCUGUCCGGGCCCGUCUCCAGCGCGGCCCUCUUCCUCGCGAGCCUGCUCCUGUUCCUGCUCCAGCACGGGGGCCUCCCGGGGGGAUCGGCGGAGGCGCCCCCACGGUCGCAGGAGCAGGUCCUGCUCGACCUCUCCAAGGUCGCGCUCGGGGCGGUGUGGGCCGGCGCCAUGACGUCCGCAUGCUGCGCCUCGAUGCUGGGCUCCAUCGAGCCAGCGGGGGACGAGUGCGGGUGGUACGCGGUGGAGAUCAUGCUGGACACGUCCCUCGGCAUGUACGCCUCGCUGUGGAUCCUGCGCAUCGCCGUGUGGUUGAUCAAGAAAGUGAUUUCGGAGCGGAAGGCGCAGCAGGUCUGCGCCGGCAAGUACCGCAGCAAGACCGGGGCCUUCGUGAAGGUGGUGUACGCGCAGCAGGUGAUGCUGUGGGUCUUGGUCAUCUCCGUCUCCAAGCUCGGCGUGGCCGCCCUUGUCCUGUCGCAGGCCUUCCAGCUGCAGGUCUUGGCCCGCUUCUUCCUCGCGCGGGCCUUCGGCGUGCCCGUGCUCGGCUACCUCCUGAUGGCGGCGUUCCGGGUGCUCAUGCAGGCCGUGCAGUUCUGGCUCGCCGAGCGGAUCUUCGUCCGAGCCAGGGCCUUCGCCGAGGGGGACCCGUUCGACCUCGAGGCGGGAGCCUCUGGGAGCCUGUUUGCCUUCGAGGACGGCGGCUACGUGCCCCCGGAGGCCCCGAAGGUGGACCUGGAGGCGGCGCUGGCGGCGCCAGACGGCCCGCGCGGAGCAGCGGUGCCGAGGGAUCCGCUCGGCGAGCUGAUCUCGAGGCUGGAGGCGGACCCAGGCUACCUGGAGGAGGCGCUGCAGGGGCUGCUGCCGGAGCCUCAUCCAGGCAAUGAGCUACCUUCUUGGGGGGAUUUCGCCAGGGACGUCGGCAGCGAGGGCUUCGCUGACUCGUGCCAGAUCUGCUUCCUGCAGGGAUGGGAGGACGAGAGCAACGACGCCGUCGACCCCGUCGGCCUGUUCCCAGCCGUUCGGGAGCUGAUGCAGUCCAAGGAGCUCGCGGUGACGCUCCCGCAGUACUCAGCCCUUUUUGGCUUCUUCGACCGCGACGGGGUUGGAUCGGUCUCGCAGACCACAUUCCCAGACUUCGUCCGCUACGUGGCGGUUAUGGCCUACCUCGGCGCCUGCCGGGAGAGCGGGAGCGGCAGGCCCGUGGACGACGCAGGCGCCGAGGAUGCGGAGGAGCAGCCCUGCGAGGAGGAGGUCCAGAGGCGCCUCGACGAGACCCGCGCGGAGCUGGAAGCGUUGGGGGCCUCGGCGCUGGAGCCGGACGCGACCGGCGCCGGAGGCAUCGAUGAGGAGCGCCUGAAGGUGCAGAUGGACGAGGAGUUGCUUGCCAGGAAGCGCCAGGAGCUGGAGGAGCUCCGCGCCAGGGCGCGGGCCGAGGAGGACGCGCUCGUGGCCGCGCAGCGGCCGAGCGGCCGAGGCGAGGUCCGGCACUACGAGCAGGACCGGGCCGGCGCCCCGGGGCCGCAGCGCAAGAAGGGCUGCCUCCCGGCGUGCGGCAGGAAGCAGUGAGGCCGCGCUGUGGGCGCCCGCCCCCCCCCCGUCCAGCCCGGGGGGGGGCCGUGAGGGGGGCGGAUUGCAAGGGCGGACUCCUCAGGGUACAGCCCACCAGACCUGGAGCGUGGCCCUAGGCCGCGGGCUUUGGCGGCAUCGGCCGAACGGGCCGCACCCGCCUCCGUCAGCCGCGGCGGUCUCAUUUGCGCAGGGCGGCGCCGGAGGCCAUCUCAGAUCGCGGGCGCAGCCUGCCGGGAUCGUUUUACAGCAUGCUGCAGCGGUCGCGCGUAACAAAACAAAAAGUUCGAGGCGGCCCCGGCCGUGGCGACGAGGGGCCCCCCAGGAGGCGCUUGAAGAAGCGGUCGCCGUCCUCGCCGCCGUCUUCGCCGUUGCCGCCGUGUGUCCUGGUCGUC
Messenger RNA from Prorocentrum cordatum, 2084 nucleotides. The record is from the annotation of a GenBank genome assembly. Lineage: Eukaryota; Dinophyceae; Prorocentrales; Prorocentraceae.